AACAUUAAGUUGCAGAAUUUCUCUUUAUAAACCUUUGUAACGAUAAGCAAACAGUUUUUUAUUAAAUAAAUCUUUAAAUUACCAUUUGUUUAAAUCUAAAGUGUUAAAUUAUUCAAAUCUUUUCAACAUGUCAUCACGUAAAACAGCAACACGUCGUGCCACCACAAAAAAACGAGCUCAAAGAGCGACAUCAAAUGUAUUCGCCAUGUUUGAUCAAGCUCAAAUUGCUGAGUUCAAGGAAGCAUUCAAUAUGAUCGAUCAAAAUCGCGAUGGCUUUAUUGAAAAAGAAGAUCUGCAUGACAUGUUGGCAUCAUUGGGUAAGAAUCCAACAGAUGAUUAUCUUGAAGAGAUGAUGAAUCAAGCGCCAGGUCCAAUUAACUUUACGAUGUUCCUCACACUUUUCGGUGAGCGUUUACAAGGAACAGAUCCAGAAGAUGUCAUUAAGAAUGCCUUCGGUUGUUUCGAUGAAGACAAUAAUGGAUACAUUUCUGAGGAUCGCCUCAGAGAACUCCUCACAACAAUGGGCGACCGUUUCACUGACGAAGAUGUUGACGAAAUGUAUCGUGAAGCGCCAAUCAAGAAUAAUUUGUUUGAUUACAUUGAAUUCACAAGAAUUCUCAAACACGGAGCCAAGGAAAAUGAGAACGAACAAUAAAAACCUGUGGAAUAAUUCUUUAUUUCUUAUUUUUUAUUUUGUCUUGGCCAUUUACCAAACAUUCAUCUUAAACAAGAUAAAAAAGUUUACUUAAUUUUUAAUAGAUUUUUAUGAUUUUUUUUUCUUUUGCGAGAAUUUUACUUCCAAAUGAUUCCAGUAUUCGCUGCACUUCAGCUUUAAUGCAUAAUUUAACAUCAUCAAUCGAUAUUUACGAUUGAAUUUUAAAACAUUCAUAAAUCUAUCGGCGAAAAUUUAUUUUCAAUUUUUCUUUUUCAUUUAUUCUUUAAGAAUUCAAUAAAUUUUUUUUCCCGAUUCCCCAUUGAAUGAAUAACAGAAUGUUAAUCAAAUUACAUUUUUUUAUAUCACUGCAGAAAUUGUAAAGAAUUUAAUAAUAAACAAAACAAAAAGUCUCGUUCGUCGAUAGAUAGCGAGAAGAGAAGAAAAUAAAAGCAAAAUGAAUUUUUGUUUUCACUUUAUGAAACAUUUUUAUACAUUAAUAGAAGCGAAAAGUUAAAGUUUUUAACUACCAAGGUACUUAAAUACGUAUUUCAAAUUUACCAUCGGCUUUUUUCAUCGCGUUGUGUGAAAAUUACAUUUUCAAACUCAUUCACCGCCAGGAAAUAAAAAUUUUCGUUGUGAAUAGCUUCACAUAGAAUAUAAACGCAGACGAUGGCGAACAUUUCCAUUUAUUCAGA
This is a messenger RNA of Clunio marinus, 1350 nucleotides long. The record is from the annotation of a GenBank genome assembly. NCBI's taxonomy places the organism in Eukaryota, Metazoa, Arthropoda, Insecta, Diptera, Chironomidae.